AUGGCUUUGCAUCUACAGGAAGAGGAAGACAGUAGGCGCGUUGCAGAAUCGCAAACCUUGACCAGAGAUUGUGCAGUGUGCUGCGAAUCUUUACAUGUCCUGGAGUUCCCGGUCAGGCCGCCAUCGAGCCACUGUACGCACCUUGCUGAAGUCUGUUCUGCAUGCCUACAGCAGUGGGUCGCCACGAAGAUAGAUGCAAACGCACGAGCAACAAUCGACUGCCCACAGUGUACCACGCUGUUGAACCAUGAGGACGUCCGUCGCGCUUGCCGCAACCCCGAGACUUUUGCCCGGUACGACAGAUUUGCUACACGGGCCAUCAUCGACGACCUGCGCGAUUUUCACUGGUGUCUCCGUGUCGGUUGUACUGGAGGUCAAGAACAGAUUGGCGGUCUGGGAUAUAUGAAAUGCCAUUCUUGCAACUAUGAGCAAUGUUUACACCACAAAACGGAGUGGCACCAUGGCGAGAGUUGCAGGCAGUACGAUGCUCGUCUUCGGAACCAAACCGAGAGGAUGACCCAUGAGCAAGAGGAACGUGAAACCACAAGAUUUAUGGCCCAACAACAAAACAGCACUGUCUGGAAGAAAUGUCCAAAAUGCCAGGUCCUGAUCGAGAAGACUGAUGGAUGCGAUCAGAUGAAAUGCAGGGCGAAAAAUUGUAGACAGAAAUUCUGCUGGGAAUGUUUGGCGACAUGGGAGGACAUGCUGAAGCACAAGGACAAAGCUCAUGCUGUUAGUUGCAAGUACAGGACGAGGGAGAGGUAUCCAUAUGGUUAUAAUGGCUAG
Messenger RNA from Aureobasidium melanogenum CBS 110374, 786 nucleotides. RefSeq lists its product as uncharacterized. The transcript is spliced from 2 exons. Bases 1 to 786 code for a protein of 261 amino acids. NCBI's taxonomy places the organism in Eukaryota, Fungi, Ascomycota, Dothideomycetes, Dothideales, Saccotheciaceae. Gene Ontology annotation, molecular function: zinc ion binding; ubiquitin protein ligase activity; ubiquitin conjugating enzyme binding. The record is from RefSeq and is a predicted model, not a curated record. Gene Ontology annotation, biological process: ubiquitin-dependent protein catabolic process; positive regulation of proteasomal ubiquitin-dependent protein catabolic process; protein polyubiquitination. Gene Ontology annotation, cellular component: cytoplasm; ubiquitin ligase complex.